GCAGAAACGGGAAAGUCGCAGCAGAACAUUGGACGAGCGUUCUCCUUUUCUUUUCCUGCUGUUCAACUCAUCUGCAGCCACGAGAAUCGUCUCGAAUUCAUCGCCUUGCCCUUUGAAGCGAAUCUUUGUCGCCUUCAGACUGCGACAAAGUUCUGGAUCUUGCGAACAAUCUUUCCGCCCCUCCUACAUUGACCCUUAAGCCAUCGACAAGAACUCAAGAUGUCGAACGGUCCUCCUCCUCCUCCAAACCCUCCUCAAAGAGGAGCUCGCGCAAUUAGAGGACCACAAUCCGCGUUGACUGAUUUUCUGGCAUCUCACAAUAUCAGCGCCAACCAGAUUCGACAAGAUGCCAAUGCUCGACGAGCUGCUGCUCUAGCCUCGCAACAAAACGGAGAAGACGAGAGCAAUGCUCCAUCCCCAGUUGCGGAUCCCGAACCAGCCAAACCACGUCGAAAGGAGACGAAAGCACAAGAGGCCAAGAGAAAGAAGGAAGAAGAGAAAGCCAUAGCCAAGAUCAAAGCCUCGAAGCAGUUCCAGAAGCGCCGACGCCAAUAUGGUUCUGACGACGAUGUCACCGAUGAAGAUGAAGCCGCACGAACAUUAUUCCAAGAGAGCAUGGCUUCUCUGCCAGGUCAGAUGGAGAAUUGCGAGAUUUGCGAAAAGAGAUUCAGUGUCACAGCAUACAGUCGAGCAGGUCCAGACGGAGGCCUCUUAUGCCCCAAGUGCUCCAAAGAGCUCGACAAGGAAGAAGGCGCAGCUAAGAAGAAACGAAAGACACAGCAAGGGCGAGCUCGAAGACAACUUCAAAGUAAUCUCCUCGAUGGCAUAUAUCCUGGCGCAAAAGACCUGACGACACUAUGCAUCGAGACUCUUGCAAAGAACGUGGAUAUGGCAGACAGUUUCGGUGAUCUUCCAGCUCCGUUGAUUGACAAGCUCUCUGGGAUUCUUUGCAAGAGGCGACUUAUGGAUUCGACAAUUCUUGAUCUUUUCCUUCGACCUGGUGCUGAUAGCGUUACUGUCUACGAUGGUUCCAAGCUGUCCUCUGAUGACUACAUUCGAAUUUUCCAGAUUGUUCCCACAAUCAAGCAUCUUCGUCUGCGAAAUGCCGUACAGUUCAAAAACAAAGUUAUGGAUCACCUGCUAGGAACAACGGUCGAGCUUGAAUCACUCAGUCUCUUGGGUGCCAACCUGAUUGAUGAUGAAAGAUGGGAUCAAUUUUUGACCGAGAAAGGUUCACAUUUGAGGGAACUGAAAGUCUAUUGGACAGAUGGUCAUUUUGGCAACGAACAACUAGAACUUCUUCCAAAGACAUGCCCAGACCUUCGAAGACUUAAAGUGGUCCACAAUCAGAAGGUGACCGACGAAGGAAUCGCACAUAUCGCGGAUCUAGCCAACUUGAAAUACUUGACUCUUGAAAUUACCACGCCUCGAGUCAAUACCACUCCGAAACCAUACGUCCAGGUGAUCAAUAGCAUUGGCGCCGGUCUACGCACUCUUUCUCUCACGGAUAUCCCCUACGUUGAUGACAGUGUCCUCGGAGCUAUCCACGACAGUUGCAAGGAUCUCUCUAAGCUUCGACUAGUCGACAACGAAACCUUCACCGAUGAAGGAUUUGCCAAUCUCUUCACUGAGUGGCGCAACCCUCCACUGACUUUCCUCGAUCUCCACAAGUGUCGACAUAUCGAUGCUGCUGAGCCGCGCGAGAACCCGGACAGCAUUGGCCUUGGCUCACUUGGUUUCCAGGCAUUGAUGGCACAUUCUGGUGAAAGCCUUAAGCAUCUCAAUGUCCAUUCGUGUCGCCACAUCUCACUCGAAGCUUUCGAGUCUGUCUUCGCUGCGGACAAGACAUAUCCUGAGCUGCUGACCAUUGAUCUCAGCUUCUGUCAACAAGUCAAUGAUUUCGUUGCUGGAUCUAUCUUCCGAAGCUGCCCUAAAUUGAAGACUCUCAAGGUGUUUGGCAACUUUGGUGUCAGAGAUGUUAGAGUUCCAAAGGGAAAGAUCUUGAUCGGCGUUCCGAAUGCACUUGGUAUGCAAAUCGAGGGCACGGAAGACGGAGAGGGAAGAACUAUUUAAAUGAUGAAUGUGUAUUGAUGAAUCAUAUGGGCUGGGUGGCGGGUUGCUUGGCGUUGGCCCUUCUGAAUGGAUCGUCGGUGUUCGGAUGCCUUGCGAUCUCUAGCACACGAUGGGGUUACGAGGACGAAUAUUGCUUCGCAUUCUUAGAUGCACUAGCUCAAGCCCGAAAUAAAGCAUGAUCUUUAAGCUUUACGACACUUACCUACCCAUUUCACGUGCUAUACCGUUCAUGCCUCUUCCCUCUCGAAUGGAUAGCUUUUG
Mollisia scopiformis is the source of this 2334-nucleotide messenger RNA. RefSeq names its product DNA repair protein-like protein Rad7. The coding region runs from base 220 to 2073 and encodes 617 amino acids. Gene Ontology annotation, molecular function: protein binding. NCBI's taxonomy places the organism in Eukaryota, Fungi, Ascomycota, Leotiomycetes, Helotiales, Mollisiaceae. The transcript is spliced from 5 exons. The record is from RefSeq and is a predicted model, not a curated record. Gene Ontology annotation, biological process: SCF-dependent proteasomal ubiquitin-dependent protein catabolic process. Gene Ontology annotation, cellular component: SCF ubiquitin ligase complex.